AAACAUUCGAAAGGAAUCCGAAUGGUUUAUUGACAUUAGUAACGAUAGACGAUUGUAUUUCGGCUUAAUUUCCCCCUAUAUACGCUAGAUUUAGCGUGCAAGGGACAAGGAUGGAGGCCCUUAGUCGCCGUGUUUUGGAGGGGCGCUUGGAAAACUUGCCCCCCGAGAAGAAAACGGACGUGGCAGUGUUCCUCAGCUCUACUUUUACAGAUUUGUCCGUAGAGAGAAAUCACAUCAUGAAUCAAGUGACACCUGUCCUAAAUAAGUAUUGCCUGCAGAACAAGCUUACAUUCAGGUUUAUCGACAUGAGGUGGGGGGUGCGGGACGAGGCGUCGGUGGACCACACUACAGAGGAAAUUGUUCUGGACGCUCUCAGGAUAGCAAAGGAGGACUCCAAGGGGCCGUUCUUUCUGUGCUUCCUUGGUGACAAGUACGGAAGUCGUUUGCUUCCACACUACAUCGAGGCUAAAGAGUUCAAACUGCUACGUAGGAUAGCCAUGAGGCGCGGUUAUGACGUCACGAUUAUGGAUGAGUGGUUUGAGCGUGACGACAACGCUGAGCCGGCGGUGUACCGCCUGAGGUCUAUCGAUGAAAUUUUCACUCACUACGACGAUAAUGAGCACGAGGACUUACAGAAAAAGGAUAAAGCCAAAUGGAACCAGACACAAGGCAAACUUCAGACCAUUUUAAGAGCGGCGUCAGACGAAGCUUACACGGACAGGCUUAUUUCAAAGGAGUCACGUCAUGUUUAUUUCAAGUCAGUAACAGAAUCAGAAGUCGAACAAGGCGUCAUCUACCAGGAUCCAGUCAAGGACAAGGUCAUUGUUUAUUUCCGAAAGUUCCUGGAUAUUGAUGUUCACGACAACAUCGCUUGGAGAUUCACUGAUUUAAAAGAAGGCAAAAUUGAUUCCGAAGCAGAGGAAUUACGCGAGAGACUGAAGAUUACUCGUGUUCAACCAAUUCUGGGUCCAGCACAACUGACAAAAUAUCAUUUAAACUGGACGUCAACUGGAAUCGACGAAACAGAUGAACAACACAAAAACUACAUUGACGACUUAAUAGAAAACAUUAUCAAAAAACUGAAAGAUCAGGUAAACCAGUGUCUGAAAGAUGAUCACAAAUUCUCUCCUUUGUUUCAAGAGGUACUGCAUCACCUUCAUUUAUGCAAGAAAGAAACAGAGCUCUUUGUUGUAAGGAAUGACAUUUUGGAAAGCGUGAAGGAGAGGAUGUUUUUGGUGUAUGACACUGAUAAGAAAGGCCUGGUGACGGAACCAUUCAAUGAGAUUCAAAACAACGUCUUCUGGAAGAGCCAAUACUUGGAGCUAGACGAAACUACGUUUAGCAAGAAAAGCCAGGAAAUUAAGGCAGAGUAUGAAAGGAUCCAGGAAUCUUUGGAUCGCUUCGACUGCAAGUUUAUACAUAGUGGGUUUUUCGAGAACAACGAUUGUGACCCCGACGUCAACAUGAGAGAGUUAUACACUCAGCUCCCAAAAUUUAAUUAUUUCUCUCGCCCUGUCGUUUUAUUUGGUUGCUCCGGUUCAGGAAAAACUGCAAUGAUGGCUCAGGUUGUUAAAGAGUCCCAAAACUGGUUUCCCAACUCGGUCAGCGUAGUUCGUUUUCUUGGAACCUCUCUACUCUCCUUCUCAAUCAAAGACGUUCUCUUUUCGAUUUGCGCGCAGAUCCUAGCCGUCUAUAAAAUCAACAUUCCUUCCUAUAUCGAUUUGGAAAAAGAUUACCAAUUUCUUGUUCAGUUCUUUCAAUCUUUACUUUGGAAAAUCGACACAAAAGACCGUCCAUUAGUCAUCAUUUUGGACUCCAUUGACCAACUAAAGGAUAUGAACGACGCACACGCAAUGCACUGGCUACCUGUACACCUUCCGCUAAAUGUACAUAUUGUUAUCUCUAUGAUUCCUUCCAUACAUUGUUGCCUGGAAAACAUAUUGUGUAAAAUGCCGCACACUGAACAAUAUCUGGAAAUUCCCGAAAUGCCAGUGGAUAUCGCUAACGAUAUGAUCACCAUUCGUUUACGAGCACAGAACCGCCGUAUAACAAAGAUCCAGCGAAAAUUCGUUUUGAGUAAAUUUGAGAACUGCCCCCAUCCUCUGUAUCUUCGUAUGAUUCUGGACCAAGCCGCGACCUGGCGAUCCACAACAGUAACGUCUGACCUUUCAGUUGGGGAUGACAUCACAAUGGCCAUAAAUAAGUACUUUACAAGUCUUGAAAGAAAACAUGGUGAAGUGACAACACAAAAAACUAUGGCGUACCUGUCGGCGUCACGUGAUGGGGUCAGCGUCACUGAGCUGGAGGACUUGCUGUCGCUCAGCGACGAGGUACUACAGGACACUUACAUUUACCACCUCCCGCCAAACGACAAACACGUCAGAAUCCCGCCCUCAAUCAUCGUUCAGAUGAUGACAGAUAUCCGUCCUUACAUCAUCGUCAGGAAUGUCGGCCCAUUGAAGAUCCUCAGUUGGUUCCAUCGUCAGUUUAGAGAGGUUUGUCACGCUCGCUACUUACAAGGGGAGACGAUCAUGUCCGUACACUGUCAACUGGCAGAAUAUUUCGAAGGAAUCUGGUUUGAACGAGUUAAACCUCUAAGUCUGUACAAAGUCAAGAAGGGUGAAUAUCCCAACGCAGACAGAGGAAUCCGUCCACAGAUGAUCAAGCAUAUGCAUAUGUACAACGAACGGAAGCUCUCCGAGUUACCAUACCAUCUCAUCAAGUCACACCAAUUUGAAAAAUUCCGAAAUUUGUGUGGAACAAAUUUUGAAUUCCUGCAGGGUAUUGUGUGUGCUUUUUCAGUUUUUGAGGCCAUUAUGAUGUUAAAACUCGCUCUUCAGACGAUGGACUUUGCGGGAGAAAUAGAUUCGCCUCAGCUGUACCAGGAUCUGGACAACGUUCACAAGAUUUUGUUACUGAGUUCAGAAAACAUUUCCAGAGACAGAAAUAAUCUAGCUGUAGAGAUCAUUUCUCACUUUGGUCCGAACUACUCCGGAUCUGAAUCCCUCGGGUCCCUGGUGAGAGCUGCCAUGAGUUCACUGAGAGACUCCGAGACGCCGGCUUUGAUUCCUUUAACUCGCAUCGCUCCAGGUCCAGAUAGCGUUUUAAAAUUCUCCAUAACAGCGGAAGUGUUUAGUAGAAACUCAGACGACUGGAAUCGUCAGUACAAACACGUAUUAUGUGUGGACGAAACAAAGUCCGUGGUCAGAUGCAUUUAUACCAUAGGCGCUCAACGGUACCUGUACACCAUCAGUCUGGAGAAUUAUGGGAUAGUGAAAUCCCGCAACGAUGUUCACCUACAGGCGGAAUCUGUUUUGAUGGCUGGGGGUGAUCGGUUCAUCGUACUAGAGAAUUCGGAAUCUGUGGAACUGUACGAGGUGUCGUCCUGGAAGAAGAUUCCACUGAAGUACAGCCCAUUAGAUUGUGUAGCUGUGUCUCACUCAGGACGAGUUCUGGCCUACUCCGCAGUUUUGUUUGCCAAGGUGGUAGUGUGUCAGAUUGGAGACCCCGAUUCCGAACCAAAAGAACUGUUCAGACUUGAUUUAGAAAACGUUAUAUCGCUGAUGAUUUCCUACGAUGACCAGAUUCUGGUAGUCUUUGACAGUGAAGAAAAAUUAACCACAUAUGACAUCGCUACAGCAAAAGCCCUAUAUACCAAGGAAAUCAAAAAGGACGAGAGUCAGUUCCGACCCAAACAACACCACAGCGUGGUGAAAGAAAAGCUUGGCAGGUGUGUUAAACUUACAAGAAAUAAUACUUUGAUACGUUUGGAUCCCUCUACUGUGACCGUGUGUUCGAGUGAUCUCCGGACAGGGGAACAUCUACACACUCUACGUGCCUCCGAGUCUGGAUCAGGGGACCUUAUUGCCCUACACGCGUCAGAGAAGCUAGUAGCCACUGUUGACAGGAACAAGUGGGGUUACUUAAAUGUAUGGCGUGUGUGGAACCUGCAGACAGGGGAACUUGUGUCGUCUCCUGACAAUGUCAUGGAACCUCAGACCUCCGGAGACUUUAAAACCUCGAUCGUCAGUAUGCUGCUUUUUGGUAGUGAGACCCUCUUCUUGGCCACAAUAGAGCGCCAAAACUGCUCUGCAGUUAAAAUAUCAUACUUAGGAACAGAAACAUCCCUCCUCCCAGAGGCUACACCCUAUUGCAAUCUCAUUGGGCACAAUGGAACGAUUCUUGAGAUGUGUUUGGCCUAUGGAGAUUCUUCAUUAGUUACCGUAGCAAAUGACAACACAAUAAAAGUAUGGGACUUCCAUAGGCUAGCAGUUCAAUUCCAAGAAAAGUUUGGCAAUAACCCUGACCUAGAGCGAGUGAGAUGCCAUUUUGAGGACCAACUCUUGACAGAAUCUAAAACAACUAUAUUCGACAUCAGCAGGAACAAUAAGAAAGCAUUCAUAGCUACCGACAUUGGACAGCUGAUCAUUCAUGACAUUGAAAACAAUACCAUCGAAUAUUCUCAAAAAACGAAGGACGAGCCAGUGGAGUUUCUGCUUGUAUCAUCGUUUGGUCAGCUAGUUGUCAUGGCAACAUUAAAUGGCAACAUCACCGUCCUGUCUGCGGAUGACAAUGAGGUCAAACACAGAUUCAAACAUUCUCAGGAGAUCGUGAAUUGUAUGGCUGAAGAGAACAAUAUUUUGGUGGUGGGAACCAGUGGCAUGGCUGCCAAGGGCUCUGUAUGGGAUAUUACAUCAGGAACCCUCCUGAAGGAGUUUGAUCUCCUCUACUCUCUGUCUGUUGUUGCCCUCACCUCUGCUGGCGAUAAAAUCGUGACAUCGUUGUUCGAGUAUCCUCUGGUUUUAUCGAUUACCACUGACAACAACUCUAUGGACAUGACCCAAGUAGACACAGCAAUGACGGCUGCGUCCUGUGUUGCUAUUGACAACAGUGACAGUUUGGCACUGAUUGGCUCGACCGAUGGCCAGAUUAGAGUUAUUGAUUUGGAUGGUAAAUACAAAUUCAGACUAGGUCAAAUCUCUUCAGUGAUGACGGCAGUUUUCACUCCUAAUGGGAAAAGAGUUGUUUCAGCUGGAUAUAAGAAUAUCUUUGUCUGGGAUCUUGACCAAGAGAGGCUACUUUACAGGGUCAAGAAGCACACCAACUUUAUAUCGAAAAUUCUGUUUGAUGAGACAGGGAAAAUCAUGGUGACCGCAUCAUGGGACAAAAAUAUUGCCGUCUGGGAUGUUCCGUCAGGAAUGUCUAUCGCCACCUAUUACGGACACUACAAACUGAAUGAAGUGAAGAUAACUUGUGAUGGCGGAAAAGUGAUCUUUAUUCCUGAUGUUGUGAAUCACAUCGGUAUACUGGAGCCCAACAAAAUGCUACAGCACAUGAUGAAAGGGGACAGAACUGUGGUACGGGACUCUAUGUUAAAGGCCCAAGCAUUGUCUUUCUCCGGUCAGAAAAUCACUCAACUGACCAGCCAAGCUUGUACCAUAUUAUGAAGAAAAUCCUAACUAUACCUUUGUAUGAUACAGUGGGAAUAUUUGGUAUCAAGUCAUGUCAAGUUUACUUCUGGGAAACAAGAUUGAAUUCCAAUGUACUAGUAUAUUACAUGUGUACUGUUUUAAUACGUAUUGGUUAUUGCAGCUAACUUGUUUUGAGAUACUCACGUUCAUCCACUUUAUACCCAACUUUACCAUGAUACAUUGACAAACAUUUCCUGUAUGUACUAAAGUCAAUCCUACACGCUUAUAAUGACAACAUUACGUGCUUUUAUGCAUUAUGCAUCUGUACGUAAUUUCUGAUAUAGUUGGCUACCAAGCAGUUAUAUUUUAAUGCUUUACACUGGUUUGCGAAAACUCAGUAAGCAUUUAAAGUGACAUUGUUGUGGGAUAUAUAAUCUUCAUCAGCAAACGAAAUAUUGCUAGUUUUAUACAACAUCCUGUAAUCAUACGUUAGAAUCUCAAAGUAGCAUAAUACUCAAAGUGUAUAUAUUAAGACACAAUUUAGACUCGGGCAGUGGAGCAGUGUACAUUAAAGAGAUUGCUGAUUUGUCUCAAGUAUUGUUUAUUCUUUUUAACAGUUUAAUAUUAAACUUGCAAGUGUCUAGUUU
Magallana angulata is the source of this 6058-nucleotide messenger RNA. Its product is annotated as NACHT domain- and WD repeat-containing protein 1-like. The record is from RefSeq and is a predicted model, not a curated record. Gene Ontology annotation, molecular function: protein binding. Bases 111 to 5447 code for a protein of 1778 amino acids. NCBI's taxonomy places the organism in Eukaryota, Metazoa, Mollusca, Bivalvia, Ostreida, Ostreidae. The transcript is spliced from 17 exons.